AGGACAACAAGUUCAUGGUCGUCGGAGGGGGGGGAAGACAACCCAAGGGUUAAAAGAAGACCCCUCCUAUCAGCCAAUCAUAAAGCCAUGAGGCCCGAGGACAGGCUCACACCGGACAGCGCCGCAGCACUGGCCUCUCCAUCUCUCCAGGAUGCUCCUCUUCCUCAGCCUGGCCGCCCUCUUCUCCGCGAGCGUCCCCACGGAGACGAACCAGACCUCCAGGCCGCCGGCCGAGAGCGGAGAGCAGUGCAUGGCCUGCGACUUCCGGGAGCACAGCAAGCAGAUGAGGCUCCACAGCAUCAAGUCACAGAUCCUCAGCAUCCUGCGGCUCCAGCAGGCUCCCAACAUCAGCCGGGACAUGAUCCGCCAGCUGCUCCCCAAAGCGCCUCCUCUGACGCAGCUCCUGGACCAGUACGACCCGCGGGUGGAGGACGAGGACCACGCCACGACAGAGACCAUCAUCACCAUGGCCACCAAGCUUGAUCCGACCGCCCAGGAAGAGUUGUCCUCCUGUUGUGUUUUCAGCCUCAGUCCGAAGAUCCAACCCAAAAACAUCCUGCGCGCUCAGCUUUGGGUGCACCUGCGGCCAGCCGACGUGGUCACCACCGUCUUCUUGCAGAUCUCUCGCCUCAGACCCGGGAAGGAGGGAAACGGCACCCGAGUCCGAGUACGCUCCCUGAAGAUUGACGCCGAUGCCGGCGCUGGGUCCUGGCAGAGCAUUGACAUCAAGUCUCUGCUGCAGGCUUGGCUGCGUCAACCGGAGGCCAACUACGGGAUCGAGAUCAACGCCUACGACUCCAAUGGAGGAGAUCUGGCUGUCACCUCGGCAGAGCCUGGAGAGGAAGGACUGCAACCGUUCAUCGAAGUGAAGAUCCUCGACACGCCCAAGAGAUUCCGCCGCGACUCGGGCCUCAACUGCGACGAGGAGUCCGCAGAGACCCGCUGCUGCCGCUACCCGCUCACCGUUGACUUCGAGGAGUUCGGCUGGGACUGGAUCAUCGCGCCCAAACGCUACCGGGCCAACUACUGCUCGGGGGAGUGCGAGUACUUGCACCUGCAGCAGUACCCACACGCGCACCUGGUGAACAAGGCCAACCCGCGGGGCACAGCAGGGCCCUGCUGCACUCCUACCAAGAUGUCGCCCAUCAACAUGCUCUACUUCAACCGCAAGGAGCAGAUCAUCUACGGGAAGAUCCCGUCCAUGGUGGUGGACCACUGCGGCUGCUCCUGAGGAAACCCAGGCGUCUGCAGGACAAAGGCUCGAUCAUAGAAGCUUUGUUUUUCAGCAAAAGUGAUGCAAACGAUUCUCUAUUUUGUUACUAAACUUAGACCCAGCAACAUCCCGUCUAUCAAAGAAAUGCAAGGACAGGACUCCUGAAGUUGUUUUAAGUUUCGUACUUUAUGCUUUUUUUUGCCAAUUUCAGACCAAACGCUCUGAAACGAGUGAUGUUCUUUUCUGAAGGAUCGACUAACUCCUGCCGCUUUCUGUCCUCCCGCCUUAUGAAAACGUGUCCCGAUUUGAGCCUUGACCAGAACAAACCCUGCAGGGCGUCUUCCAUGUGUGCCUUCGUUUUGAAAAACACGAAACCCUAAAUGCCUCCGAGCUGACAGGUCGCCCCGUCCCCAAAAGCUUGUUUGCAAACUCCUCGCUGUGAUUUGUUCUCGAGAGCGUCGCAGAAAGUCAGCAAUGUUCUUACUGACUGAGAUGGCUGCCCCGUAUUAAUAUAAUAAAUACAUGGCGAGUUGACGACCAGCACAAAGGGAAAGGGAUAGGCUGAGAGACCUGUCAAUCAAGCUAAACUUCUAAUCGAAUGUUAAUGGUACCCCUGUGAGUAUAGAAUGCCGUUUCUUUUUCCAAUAUUAAUUAAAUAAAUGAAUAUGCCAAUAAAAUAAACUUUUAGUUUUAUUUAUUCCCGGGGACUUUUAUUUGGAUGUAUUUCAUAGGCAUGUUUAUUAUUUAUGUGUUUUAUUCAUUUAUUUAAUUUUGAAUAAAAUGGCAUUCCAUAUGUAAGGUUUUUAAUCAAACACAAGUUCACUGUGUCAUGUCCUAGGGGUCUAAAGGUUACAGCAUCAGAAGACUUUUUCCUCAAACAAUUUUUACAGAUUCAUUUUUGAAACAAAUACACAACUUAUAGUGUCUGCAUAAUGUAGAAAAGAUACCAGAGAAAAUGUCAGCCCAUUCCCUUAUCCCUGCCCCUAACCCUCCUCCGGGUACUUCAAAUCACUUUAAUUUGACAAAUUAGUCUAGGAAUUAAAAAAAAUAAAUAAAAAAAAGUGCUUGAAGUCAGGUUAAAGAAAAAUGUAAUAAACAACAGAAUGUACAUGUAAAUACCUAGAUGAAUAAUGCUGCGUUCCAGGCAACCCGUAACUCGUGUUUUCACAACCUUCUACCAGUGAAAGUGCCCUGGAACGGCAGUCAAACCCAUAACCUACUACUUGUGAACUGGUACCAGAUCAUUGUACUCCCAGUUACAGUUUUUGACGUCACACACACACAAACAACAAUGUCAACCCCUGUUGAUGCUGU
Messenger RNA from Sander lucioperca (pikeperch), 2527 nucleotides. Its product is annotated as growth/differentiation factor 8-like. The record is from RefSeq and is a predicted model, not a curated record. Gene Ontology annotation, cellular component: extracellular region. Bases 152 to 1231 code for a protein of 359 amino acids. Gene Ontology annotation, biological process: SMAD protein signal transduction. The transcript is spliced from 4 exons. Gene Ontology annotation, molecular function: cytokine activity; growth factor activity. Lineage: Eukaryota; Metazoa; Chordata; Actinopteri; Perciformes; Percidae.